Messenger RNA from Phaethon lepturus (White-tailed tropicbird), 696 nucleotides. Its product is annotated as olfactory receptor 52R1-like. Lineage: Eukaryota; Metazoa; Chordata; Aves; Phaethontiformes; Phaethontidae. Gene Ontology annotation, biological process: G protein-coupled receptor signaling pathway. Gene Ontology annotation, molecular function: olfactory receptor activity; G protein-coupled receptor activity. Gene Ontology annotation, cellular component: membrane. The record is from RefSeq and is a predicted model, not a curated record.
AUGGCUCGGAACUCUCCUGCCUUCUCCCACCCUCCCUAUUUCUUACUCGUUGGCAUCCCUGGGCUGGAGAAGGAGCAGUUCUGGAUUGCCUUCCCCUUCUGCAUCAUGUAUGCCAUUGCUGUGCAGGGGAACAUCACCCUUCUCAUUAUAGAGGCAGAGCCAAGCCUGCUCGAGCCCAUGUACCUCUUCCUGGCCAUGCUGGCCUGCACUGACCUGGUCCUAUCAACAUCCACACUGCCCAAAAUGUUUGGCAUCUUCUGGCUGGGCUCCAGGGAGAUUGGAUUUCUCUCCUGCCUUGCUCAGCUGUUCUUCAUCCAUACUUUCUCAUCAAUGGAGUUGGGCAUACUCAUGGCCAUGGCCUUGGAGCGCUACAUCGCUAUUUGCCACCUACCGCCGUACUCCAGCGUCCUCUCUGUGCCGGUGGUGGUGACCCUCAGGAGUCUGGUGCUGGUGCGGGGUCCCUUCUGCUUCCUCCUCUGCAGGACGCCCUUCUGCCAGCAUCACAUCAUCUCCCACCCUUACUGUGAGCACAUGGCAUGUGAGGGGGCAUGUGAGCUGGCAUGUGAGAGGACCAGAGUCAAUGUCAUUUACGGCCUCUUCGUGGCUUUCAUAGUGACAGGAUCUGACAUGGUCCUGAUCUCUGUGUCCUGCACCAUGAUCCUGCGGGUGGUAAUGAGGCUGUCAUCCACAGAGACA